CUCGUCGGCCCCCGUUGGCCGCGCCGCCGUGCGAUCAGCGGCCCCCGGAGCGGAAGGAGGGAGGCUGUGGAGGGCGGGACGCCGAGCAGGGCAAGCCGGAGCGUCAGCCGCCGCCGCCGCUGGGCGAGGGUCGCGGGAUGGCAGCGAUUGUCAGAGAGACCCAGAGCAUAAAGGAAGCUGUGGUGUUGAUAAAUGGACUUGAUACUGGCAAAUUUCCACGACUACUGUCUCGUAUUCUUCAGAAGCUUCACUUGAAGGACGAGCAUUCAUUUAAUGAAGAAGAAAAGGAAAAGCUUCAAGCAGCACUUUGUCUGGAAAAGCAAGAGCUUCGCUUGGUGUUGGAAACUGUAUCUUUUAUCUUGGAACAGGCUGCCUAUUAUAAUGUGAAGCCUGCUGCUCUUCAGCAACAGUUAGAGAAUAUCCACCUGAAUAAGGAGAAAGCAGAGGCUUUUGCCCAGGCCUGGACAAAUAUGGGCCAAGAUUUCAUUGAAAAAUUGAGGCAAAGUACAUUUGCUCCUAAAAAGCUUGAAAAGAUUGGAUGGUGUCUUAACCUCGAAAUGGGCCAGUCAACUCAAGCCAAAAUGAAGUCUCCUCAUGCUAUACUUGAACUUGGAGUGAACAGUGAAGACUCUGAGAAUACAGAAAGCAUUUUUGUGGAGUUUAACCAUAGAGAACUUCUAGAUUUUUACAAUAAGGUUGGGAUAUUCGUGACUCAGAUGCAGCAGAAAGCAGAACAGAUCUGUCGAUGGAAGAUUUGGAAACUAUUCAAGCACAGUUGGAUUCUCUUACAUGAACAAGAUGUUCUCAUCCACGGAACACACACUUGUCAACUGCAAAUUUAAUGACUGAGAAGUUUUCAUCACAUAAUACACGCUGAAGAAAUCAAAUGAACUGUUCCCGGUUAUACGGCAUUGCUAUGAUGUUACCACUUUUUGAUAGCUAUACCAGUCAAUUGUUCUUGGCUUUCACUCCUUUUUACUAAAAAUUCAGUAGCUGAAUGCUGUCAGACCAAAAGGUCCCCUCAGUAGAUUUAUAUUUAUUGACAAUAUUUUUGGAUGAAUUGAUGUUCCAACCAUGAUGUGAUUUUUAGAUUUGUCCUCAGCCAGAUUUAGAAAGGAUAUAUUUGAUUCAAAAAUACAAAUAAAAAUUGUAACGUAGCUCUAGGAUAGACUGAACAGCAAUAAUGGCUUUAAUUUGAUAUUGUCAUUUGAGGCUGCAAAAUUCAUGGGACUGCUCUUAUAUUUUCUCGUUUUGUUGCAUUCCAGUGACAGUUUAGAACGACUGUAUCAACCUAUAUUUGAUAUUUAUGAAUUUCAGGUUAUUAAUAUAGACACCCUUCUAUAGAAUUGUACUUCCUAAAGCUAAAAGACAUUGCAAUCAUUUUUUUGUUCCUGUCACAUUUUCCAUAUUGUACGUGUUGAAAACCAAACCGAGAUGUGUUACGUGCUAUGUCAUUGAUUAUAUUGCCAGUUAAUUAAGGAGUCAGAACAAAUCUUCUUGUGGACUCCAAAUGUUCAUGGAAUUUCACACUAAAGUUAAAGGGUUAAAGUGGAAUCAUCUGCAUAUAUUGAAAUAAAUAUGA
Molecule: messenger RNA, 1582 nt
Organism: Mobula hypostoma (lesser devil ray)
Lineage: Eukaryota; Metazoa; Chordata; Chondrichthyes; Myliobatiformes; Myliobatidae
Gene: commd10
Product: COMM domain containing 10
Exons: 8
Coding region: 138-842 (234 amino acids)
Source: RefSeq, a predicted model, not a curated record